Eremothecium gossypii ATCC 10895 is the source of this 1686-nucleotide messenger RNA. RefSeq names its product origin recognition complex subunit 4 (gene ORC4). Gene Ontology annotation, biological process: DNA replication; DNA replication initiation. The record is from RefSeq and is marked provisional. NCBI's taxonomy places the organism in Eukaryota, Fungi, Ascomycota, Saccharomycetes, Saccharomycetales, Saccharomycetaceae. Gene Ontology annotation, molecular function: DNA replication origin binding. The transcript has a single exon. Bases 1 to 1686 code for a protein of 561 amino acids. Gene Ontology annotation, cellular component: nuclear origin of replication recognition complex; nucleus.
AUGGGCGCCUUUGAUAAUGACUUUGGUCCAAUUAAGCGAUGUACUACCUCUGCGCAUCCCAGCAACAUCAUCAAGAGCGGUUUGGAAGAACAGGACCAGAAUCAUAAGCUGAAGAAGAUAAAAUUAAUAACCAAAGAGAUGCAUGCUUCCCAACAGGAAGAAGACGAACUAACAUCCGCACAGAAAUCUAUCCUACAUCGUUUGCCGCUACAAGUAGCACCUAAUUCAUCUGGCCAGUCAUCUACCGUGUGCGGUGCGACUGCUGCAGAUCCACAAGCUUUCGAGGAGCUCAAGACAAUGCUGCUGCGAAAAUUGAACAAUAGGCUACCCCCGGAGGAAUCAGGCCUUCCAGAAUUUGUGCGGUCUGCGUCGAACGAGGUGGAGCGGAUUCUUGUGCAGUCUGUAAUCCAAAAAGAGAGUCACUCUGCAAUCCUAGUAUCCCCCCGCUCAUGGUAUAAGACUUCGAUCAUCAAUCACCAUCUGGCGCGUCUGCGCCGCCAGCAUGACCAGCAGUUUGUUACUGUGAGGUUGAACGGGCUCAUUCAUACCGAGAAUGCCGCCAUUAAUAGCAUUGCGACUCAACUUGAAAACGAGUUGAGGCGCGUAAGGAAGGAUGUGCCUGCUACUGACUUUCAGCUGAGCCAGGGCUCCCUUACAGAAGUUUUCGAAAAUAUACUUAAACUUCUAAACACUGUUGCUGUGCAGAUGGGUCGCUCAAGCUCGGUGCUUCCGCGUUCUGCGAAGCUGACUGUUAUUUUCAUAUUCGAUGAGAUCGACCAGUUUGCUGGACCUAUACGUCAGACUUUACUAUACAACCUCUUUGACAUGGUUGAACAUGCCCGGGUUCCAGUUUGUAUAGUGGGCUGUACGACAAAACUGAACAUACUCGAGUUUCUGGAAAAGCGGGUUAAGAGUAGAUUCUCUCAACGGCUCAUCUUCGUUCCACAGAUUACUAGCUACCAAAGUUUCUGCAAAGAAGUUAUUCGCAUUCUUUCUAUCGGAAGGCCAGGACCUUAUACACAUGCAUGGGACAAAAAGGUCAAGUCAGAGUUGGAAGAUGAACAAACGGAACUUAGCUGCUUGGUGAAAGGUAACUACGAAACAUUCCGCGAUCUGGCGCUACUGAAGAACGCCUUUGUCUCCAUGGUAGGUGCAGCAGACAGCUUUGAUAGCCUUCUUUGCUCGCUGGUCAACUGCAACACACUCAAGCUCUACAAUAAGCUUCAGUUGUCAAAUAGCCUCGUGAACAGGGUUCGUGCGCUGGGUGAGCUAGAACUCGUCAUUCUUCUUUCUGCCGCUCGCGUGGCCCUCAAAAACGAGGAAAACGUGAACUUCAACCUCAUGUACGAAGAGUACAGUAAACUCGUUAAGGGCCUGAACUCCCGCAUUCCCGCCUCUUCUUCUCUCAGCGACACAGGCAUCUCUAUUGAACAUGCCGUUCGCAUAUGGAACAAGAAAGACAUAAAGAGCAUCUGGGAAACUCUGAUAGAGCUUGAGCUGCUUGUAGAACGUGGCAUUAUUGCUAUCAGGCAGUCAGCCCAGGCGGCCUUUCAGGCUACCAAUCACUACAGCGCUAACAGCGUGAUGCCGUACGAUCUUAAGAUGUUCCAAGUACCAAUUACACUACACGAGCUACGCCGCGUGGUCUCCAAAUCAUCAAUGUUUUACAGCUGGACACAGCUGUAG